AUGGCAAACGAAUUGAAGGUCAUCAUCAUUGGUGCAGGUGUCACUGGUUUAUCUCUUGCCCAUGGCCUAGACAAGCAAGGAAUACCAUAUGAGAUCUUCGAGAAGCGAUCCUCCGAUGCGCCCCAGCGCGACUGGGGAAUCACGGUCCACUGGGCAGUCGAGUUUCUGGAGUUAUAUCCAGAAAAUAUGGGGGCACGCCUGAAGACAGCGCAGGUGGUCCAGAGUAGGGCAGUGAAACCAGAGGAAUUUGUUCAGUUUCACAACGGCCAGACUGGUGAAAUCAUCAAAGAGAUUCCCCUAGGACCAGCUAGGCGCUUCAGCCAUAGAAAGAUCAGAGCUUUGCUCACCGAAGGCAUCGAUAUUAAGCACGAGAAGGUCAUGGAAACCAUUGUCCCAUCGGAUGACGGCGUGGAGGUUGUCUUCAAGGACGGCACCCGCGUGAAAGGCUCGGUCGUCAUUGGUUGCGAUGGCAGCAACUCUUCAACGAGGCAAUGGCUCUUCGAUUACAGUGACGAGGGCAAAUGGAACCCGUUACCCGGGCUCAUCCUCAACAACUUCUGGAUGAAGUUCACCAGAGAGCAGGCUAUCAAAUGCAAGGCCUCACUUGGGGCUUUUCUUGACAUUGCAAUCCAUCCUAACGGGUCAUACUAUGGCCUGAUACCGCUUGACAUCGAAGAGACGGCGGACCCUGCCGACUGGAAGUUCCAGGUCUUCAUGGGGUUACCGUCCGACAUCAAGCCGGAGGAUGAUUCACCCCAGAAGCGGUGGGAACUGGUUAAAGAAGCUGGGAAGCCAUUCGUUGAACCUUUCCGAUCAGCUAUCGAGUGGAUGCCGGAGGGUACAUAUAUAAGUCCUGACCGCUAUGGGACCUGGGAGACACGGAAAUGGAACCACCGUAAUGGCCAGGUGCUCCUCGCUGGAGAUUCGGCUCACUCUAUGACUGCUCGUACGUCACCGAAAAUGAUUUGA
Molecule: messenger RNA, 969 nt
Organism: Phaeoacremonium minimum UCRPA7
Lineage: Eukaryota; Fungi; Ascomycota; Sordariomycetes; Togniniales; Togniniaceae
Product: putative fad binding domain-containing protein
Exons: 5
Coding region: 1-969 (322 amino acids)
Molecular function (GO): FAD binding
Source: RefSeq, a predicted model, not a curated record